Chaetomium globosum CBS 148.51 is the source of this 1128-nucleotide messenger RNA. RefSeq lists its product as uncharacterized. The coding region runs from base 1 to 1128 and encodes 375 amino acids. Gene Ontology annotation, molecular function: nitronate monooxygenase activity. Lineage: Eukaryota; Fungi; Ascomycota; Sordariomycetes; Sordariales; Chaetomiaceae. The record is from RefSeq and is a predicted model, not a curated record. The transcript is spliced from 3 exons.
AUGGCUUCCCCUCAGAAAAUCCGUACCGAUCUCACCGAUCUUUUCAAGAUCAACCACCCCAUCCUCCUCGCCGGCAUGAACGUUGCUGCCGGGCCCAAGCUGGCCGCGGCUGUCACCAACGCCGGCGGGAUGGGUGUGCUGGGUGGCAUCAACUACACACCCGAGAUGCUCAAGGACCAGAUCGAUGAGCUCAAGUCGCAUCUCAAGGACAAGAACGCGCCGUUUGGCGUCGACCUCCUCCUUCCCCAGGUUGGCGGCAACGCCCGCAAGACAAACUACGACUACACCAAGGGCAAGCUCGACCAGCUGAUCGACAUCAUCAUCGAGUCCGGCGCCAAGCUCUUCGUCUCGGCCGUUGGCGUCCCCCCCAAGCACGUCGUCGAGAAGCUGCACAAGAACGGAAUCGUUUACAUGAACAUGAUCGGCCACCCCAAGCACGUCAAGAAGUGUCUCGACCUUGGCGUCGACAUUAUCUGCGCUCAGGGCGGCGAGGGCGGCGGCCACACCGGUGACAUCGCCACCACUAUCCUGAUCCCCUCGGUCGUCGAGGCCUGCAAGGGUCACAAAUCCCCCCUCACCGGCAAGCCGGUGCAGGUUGUCGCCGCGGGUGGUAUCCACAACGGCCAGCUGCUGGCGGCUGCGCUGAUGAUGGGCGCCACCGGCGUCUGGGUUGGCACUCGAUUUGUUCUUUCCGAGGAGGCCGGUGCCCCCGAAUCGCACAAGGAGGCCGUCCGCACCGCCAGCUUCGACGACACGGUCCGCACUCUCAUCUUCACGGGCCGCCCGCUGCGUGUGCGCAAGAACCCCUAUAUUAUGAACUGGGAGGAGGAGCGCGCGCAAGAGAUCAAGGAGCUUACCUCCAAGGGCAAGCUCCCGUACGAGGCGGACCUCGAUAAGGUGAUGUCGGGCGAGGCUGAGGAGACACCGGCCAUCAAGGCGUCCGGUCUUAUGAAUGACGGCGAGGAUGCUGAUGUCGAUGAUCUGCUCGACCAGUUCCGGCCUUUCCUCAUGGGCCAGUGCGCCGCCGUCUGCAACGAUAAGAAGUCGGCGAAGGAGAUCGUCGACGAGUUUAUCACCGACGCGGCUGCGUCUAUCAAGAAAGGCAACUCCUACAUGGCGAAGCUGUGA